GUGUAUUAUUAACCAGGAUAUUUUUGCACCCUCUCUGUUAGCUUCAGUCUUCCACCAGCAGUUGAUAACAAUGCGGCUAAUCAGAGAUUCUCUGGUUUUGCAGAUUUUAAUCCUUGCAGUUGUCCAGUUUUGCCGGUCUGAGAAUGUGUUUCUUGAGGCACAGGAUGCAUUCUCCAUGUUGAAAAGAGCUCGGCGAGCCAACAGUUUCUUUGAAGAGACAAGGGCAGGAAAUUUGGAGAGAGAAUGUAUUUCAGAAUAUUGUGACUAUGAGGAGGCUCGUGAAGUGUUUGAGGAUGAUCAACAAACAGCAGACUUUUGGGAAAGAUAUAGUGUUUGUGUUGGAGAUAAAACAGACAGUUCCCUUCCAGAAUACCUGACAGAGUGCUUGGCUGGAAACUGCUAUAAAGAAAUCGGCUCCAAUUAUAAGGGCAAUGUUUCAAUAACUAUAUCUGGGAGGCAGUGUCAGAGCUGGUCAAGAAACUUUCCACACAAACCAGAAUAUAAUCCAGUGAAGUACAAUGAAUCUGACCUUGUUAAUAACUACUGCCGGAAUCCAGAUGACAGCCAAAGAGGACCAUGGUGCUACACCAAAGACCCAAAAGUUAAAAUAGAAGCGUGUUACAUUCCUCGCUGUGGUGAAACAUUGGAACCAUUGCCACCUCAGCCACCAGGACAAAAGCCAACUGCUGAUUGUGUUCCAAAUCAAGGAAGAGACUACAGAGGAACAUUGAAUGUAACUCUAAGUGGAAAUCUUUGCCAGGCUUGGAGCUCACAAUAUCCUCACAAGCACAAUUAUACCAAACAGAACUUACCCACAGCAGACUUGGAAAAGAACUACUGCAGGAAUCCAGAUGAGGAUGAAGAAGGCGUAUGGUGUUAUACCACUGACCCAUCGAAAGAAACCGAAUACUGUAAACUCAACUACUGUGAUGAUCUCUAUGAUCCAUUUGAACCUCCAACAUUGGAGGAAAUAGAAUCCCAGGGUACAUUUGCUGGUCGAACAAGUACGACUGAGUAUGUGACCUCAUUCAAUCCAAGUUAUUUUGGUAAAGGAGAGAGUGAAUGUGGACUGAGACGAUUGUUUGAGCUUAUAAACAAACAAGAUAAAGAGGAGAGGGCAUUGCUGGAAUCCAUCAAAAGUCGGAUUGUGCAUGGACAAGAAGCUGAAAUGGGAAGUUCCCCAUGGCAAGUGAUGUUGUUCCAAAAAGAUCCCCAGCAGCUGCUCUGUGGCGGAAGCUUAUUGAGUGACCAGUGGGUUAUUACUGCAGCUCACUGUAUCCUCUAUCCACCGUGGAACAAGAACUUCUCAGCCUCAGACAUUGUUGUCCGUCUUGGAAAGCACAUUCGAGCUCAGUACGAGGUUAAGAGAGAGAAAAUCGUUAAGCUUGACAAAAUUAUUGUUCAUCCCUAUUACGAUUGGCAAACGAACCUUAACCGUGACAUCGCAUUGUUGCAUAUGGUGAAACCUAUUUCUUUCAGUGAUUAUAUAUCACCCAUCUGUCUACCAACAAGAGAAGUCACUGCAAGGUUGCUACAAAAUCAGCACAAGGGUCGGGUCACAGGUUGGGGAAAUCUGGCAGAAUCCUUUGUGAAUAUUCCUUCUCUGAAACCUCAGGUGCUACAGCAGAUCCAGCUCCCCAUCGUUGAGCAGCGUAUAUGUAGGACAUCCACCAACAUUAAAGUGACGAAUAACAUGUUCUGUGCAGGCUUCAGUCCAGAAGACAAGGAGCAUGGAGAUGCCUGUGAAGGUGACAGUGGUGGUCCUUUUGUGAUGAAGAAUCCCACAGAUAAUCGGUGGUACCUGAUUGGAAUAGUUUCUUGGGGAGAAGGAUGCGACAGAGAUGGAAAAUAUGGAUUUUACACUCACGUAUUCAAGUUAAGGAAGUGGUUGAUGAAGGCUAUGAAGAACUUCAGUUCCAAUUAAAGGUUGUAAUAUUCUACUCCAAAGAGGUUAUGGUCAUUUUCUGAGAAAAUUAGGAACAAAUUUGAAUGAAUCAGCCAUUGCCAAACUUUAGUUUUUGAUGUGUAUGAAAUAAAUGAGAAUUAAGAUGG
This is a messenger RNA of Pristis pectinata (smalltooth sawfish), 2052 nucleotides long. It is a transcript of the gene f2, whose product is annotated as coagulation factor II (thrombin). Gene Ontology annotation, cellular component: extracellular region. The transcript has 14 exons. Gene Ontology annotation, molecular function: serine-type endopeptidase activity; calcium ion binding. Gene Ontology annotation, biological process: proteolysis; platelet activation; blood coagulation. The record is from RefSeq and is a predicted model, not a curated record. The coding region runs from base 71 to 1924 and encodes 617 amino acids. Lineage: Eukaryota; Metazoa; Chordata; Chondrichthyes; Rhinopristiformes; Pristidae.